Molecule: messenger RNA, 918 nt
Organism: Astyanax mexicanus (Mexican tetra)
Lineage: Eukaryota; Metazoa; Chordata; Actinopteri; Characiformes; Acestrorhamphidae
Product: beta-galactoside-binding lectin
Exons: 4
Coding region: 104-508 (134 amino acids)
Molecular function (GO): galactoside binding; carbohydrate binding; laminin binding
Source: RefSeq, a predicted model, not a curated record
CCCCUUCUCCCAGCGCAGAUAAAAGGCGAGCAGCGCUGAGGGUGAGUUUCUCCUCCUCAGGCCGUUCAUUUCUCAGCACACAGAGCAAACCACAGCAGAAAACAUGAGUGGCGUGGUCGUGCAGAACAUGUCCUUCAAGGCGGGGCAGACCCUGACCCUUACUGGAGUCCCCACUGCUGAUUCAACCAAUUUUGCGAUUAACAUUGGAAACAGCGCAGAUGAUCUGGCACUGCACAUGAACGCUCGCUUCGAUGCCCACGGUGACCAGCGCACGGUGGUCUGCAACUCCUACCAGGGGGGGAACUGGUGUGAGGAGCACAGAGAGGGAACCUUUCCCUUUAACCAAGGCGAGGAGUUUCAGAUAAAGGUCACUUUCAACAAUGAGGAGUUCACCAUCUCCCUGCCAGAUGGAUGCAAGAUUCAUUUCCCCAACCGCCAGGCUGCUGAGAAGUAUAAAUUCCUGAAUUUCGAUGGCGAGGUCAGAAUCAGUGGCAUCAAUAUCCAGUAGAUCCGUCAUUUCUGGUUCUGCAUCAUCCUGCACUCCUGUCAACGCAUCUGCUGCCUUAUCUGUCUGAACCUGUCCUACGCAAUUAUCUUAUUAGGCUCAUUUUUAACAUCUUACCUCUCUGCAUGUGAUUUACUCAGCCUAAGCAAGCCUGUCGCUUGUUGUGGCACUAACCCAUCUGAACCGCCAGAGGGAACACGACUGCAGUAAAAUGUUGUUAUCUGAUGCUGCUGGUACAAGAAUGAGAAGAAAAGUUGGUAUUCGUUUCCAGUUAUAGCUUUACAGCAGAGCUUUUCUUUGAACUCGUUUAAAUCGUGUGCUAAAACCAUUCCAGGUUUGUUACAAAGCAGUGUCAUUCAAACUCUAAACACAUUUCUAAACACAGCUGAAUAAUAAUAAAAAAUCUAUCGCAA